Molecule: messenger RNA, 1761 nt
Organism: Dioszegia hungarica
Lineage: Eukaryota; Fungi; Basidiomycota; Tremellomycetes; Tremellales; Bulleribasidiaceae
Product: putative flap endonuclease
Exons: 6
Coding region: 1-1761 (586 amino acids)
Cellular component (GO): cytoplasm; nucleus
Molecular function (GO): 5'-flap endonuclease activity; 5'-3' exonuclease activity
Source: RefSeq, a predicted model, not a curated record
AUGGGCGUAAAUGGCCUUCUACAUUGGAUCAGAAAGUCCCAUCCGACCGCCCUCAAAUCCUUUCCCAAACGAUGGGCAUCGCCCGAGAUCAAGGGGAAGCGAAUCGCCAUUGAUGCAACGCUUCUGACUACACGAUACCAUUUCGCCAUCACAGAAGGGCCGUUGCGAGGCAAAGGUGCUUUGGUAGGAUGGUACAAUCUUUUGAGUCUGAUGAGAGCACACGAUGUCCAGCCGGUAGCUAUCUGGGACCGACCAGGCGUACGAGCCUGGAAGGCGGCUGAGGCUCGACGGCGACUGAAUACCCGCUUAGUUGCCAGUGCAAGACGGCAACACGAGGAUGAGCGACAGGAACGUCUGACCGAUCUUCGAGAGGGCUUGUCGGCCCUCCAGGCCCUUUCAGAGGAGGAGCAGGAGGUCAUCAGGCUGGGAUGGUCUCGAGGCAGAUACACGAACGACCCGGCGUCUACGGUCCCCUCGACUGCCACUCUACCACCUCCCAAGUCAACGCAUACACCAUCACUUCAUACACACGCCCCAGAGGAAGUCGAAGAUACCGCGGAAGAAGCCAUUGAGAGGAUAUCUUCGAUGGAAGAUACCCUUCGCACUCUUGUCGGCCGAUACCGCGCAUCCCUCCCCUCCCCCACAAUCCGAGAUGCUCGAGGCGGAAUCGACGACGUCGUCGAACAUAUCGUCGAGCUGGAAAAGCUGUCAGAGUCACUCGACGUAGCGGCGGAACGGGCGACGCUGGACCAUGCAGAACGGCGGUCGACGAGGCAGGCGGCAAGGGACUAUGUGGACGACAGGCUGGGUGAACUGCUGCCUCCGGGAGAGUUUAGCGAGACGAGGCGGCAGACUGAGCUGACGCUGGAGGAAGGGAGAAUCAUCGAGGAGUUUAUGCGGCCAAAGAGCGUGGAGGCGGAAGGGGCAGCAAGUGAGGAAACCCAGGCGGGAUCGUCCUCGGCCGAAGUCGAAGCCCCGGUGAAACCGGAAACCCCAUCUAUACCGGCGGAGGUCUCAUCACUCCCGAUCCUGGCAGGGUAUCUCGACGCCGCAGAGCCGCUCGACCGCCUCGACGCCCUCAUCGAGGCCGCCCCGCCCGUCAGGGACAUUUACGACCGCGCACUCUUCGUUCCCACGGCCGACACGCACGCAGAUUGCCGGGAUCUGCUCGCUCGUUUGGGCGUCCCCAUUCUGAUGGCGGAACCGCCUUAUGAGGCGGAGGGACUAGCGACGAGUCUGGCGUUGGCUGGCGUGGUGGAUUGGGUCGGAUCAGAGGACUCGGACGUCAUCCCUCUCGGUGGACCCUUGCUCAAAAACCUCUCGCUAGCCCGCCAGCCACUCAUCGCCCUGCCACCAUCGGACCUUCUCUCCAUCAUCUCCCUGACCCGGGCGCAACUCAUCGACUUUUGUAUCCUCCUCGGAAACGACGCGUGUCCGCGCAUCCCCGGCGUCGGAGCUGUUGCGGGCUACAAGCAGAUUGUCAAGCACGGCUCGAUCGAGGCGAUUCUUGAGCAUGAGAAGAAGGUCAGGGAUAAGGUGCCCGACAUGCAGGAGUAUAUGGAACUGGUCAGAGGGGCGAGGACGGUGUUUGGGGAUCUGCCGCCUAUCUCGGAGGAAGUCAAGGCGGAGUUGACGGUGACUUUUGAGGGGAUGAAGGGGCAGGAGCUGGAUCUGGAAGGGGUGGAGAGGUGGAUGGAGGAGAGGCAUGGGAUACGAUUCGUCAAUCCCGAUGAGGGGUAUGUGAGCGAUGCAGCAGCCUGA